Messenger RNA from Hordeum vulgare subsp. vulgare (domesticated barley), 903 nucleotides. RefSeq names its product dehydration-responsive element-binding protein 2C-like. The record is from RefSeq and is a predicted model, not a curated record. Gene Ontology annotation, cellular component: nucleus. Gene Ontology annotation, biological process: response to stress; positive regulation of DNA-templated transcription. NCBI's taxonomy places the organism in Eukaryota, Viridiplantae, Streptophyta, Magnoliopsida, Poales, Poaceae. The transcript has a single exon. The coding region runs from base 22 to 603 and encodes 193 amino acids. Gene Ontology annotation, molecular function: transcription cis-regulatory region binding; DNA-binding transcription factor activity.
CCUACCAAAGUCAUAUCAACAAUGGAAGAGGUGCCGGCGCCGGUGACUGAAGAACAGAACAAGCGACGGUGUUGCCCACUCCGGCGGUCGCGCAAGGGGUGCAUGAAGGGCAAGGGCGGGCCAGAAAACCAGCGGUGCCCCUUCCGCGGCGUCCGCCAGCGCACGUGGGGCCGGUGGGUGGCCGAGAUCCGUGAGCCCAAUCGUGGUGCCCGCAUAUGGCUUGGUACCUUUGCCACCGCGCUCGACGCCGCACGCACAUACGACGCUGCGGCAAGGGCGCUCUAUGGUGACUGCGCACGCCUCAAUCUCGCAACAGCUCCACUUCCAUCCAUGACUGCGGAAGUUCCUCUCCUUCACGAACAAGCACAACAGCCUUCGACUCAUGGUACCAACACCAAUAAUACCAAUGUGCCAUGCUGCUCCUCCUCCAACUCAACACCGUCGCUGACAACCCGCACCAACUCAAGCACCUUGGACAGUGAGUUGUCAAAUUACAACAUGGCAGGGACGUCGGAGUUGGAGGACUUCGAUGAGUAUGUGGCGGGGCUUCCCAAGCCAGAAGACUAUGGCUUGGAUGGGUUUGAGGAAGUGAUGGACGAAUAAGGCAGAGGAGGGAUCAACAUCUAGGACCCCACCGUCGCAUCUGAGUGACAUACCAUGCAUGGCUAGCAACCGCUUCUUCCCGCAGCAACCCAACUCGUGGUGAUUAUAGAUCUCGCCGUCAACAUUAAAAGAAGAAAGUACAUGGAAAAUUAUAUACACCGUUGGUGCUCUCUUUCUACUUAGUAUGUUUUGUAUAUGUUGGUCGAUGUAAAUCUAGGAUGGAUCAUGUUGUGUUGUUGGUCCAUGAAUGAAGCAUGCAUGCAUCACCACAUCUUGGCAUAAAUGAUUCCGCAUACAUUC